AUGGCCUGUGCAACAAAAGAUUUGAUCCAUGAUAAUUAUAUUAUAAAGUCAGUCAUUUCGGCUCUUAGUUGGGCGUUUGGAUGCUUCGCUAUUGCAACCUACUUAUUUAGCAUAUUUAAAGUACUUCCUCGAUUAGCAUUAAACCAACACUCUGUCUUCAGUAUCGAUGCAGAUCUUCCUGAAGACCAUUUGACUGCAAACCGGUUUAUACCAAGCCCUAACUCAAUGCUUAAAAUAUAUUGGACAUAUACAAUCACUACAUUUGUUCUUACUUUAAUUUUAUCAAUAUUGAGAGGUUAUUUUCAAGAAACUGGUGAAGAUACGUCAUUUAAUAUAACUCACACACUUCUAGGAGUUGGGCUUGGAAUUUCGGACGUGUUAGGAAUCGUAUUUUUUAUGAAGUAUGGAAGAUUAGUUAUUAAAUUACUUGAAGAAAGUGCUACACUAAUAGGAUUGAUGGACAUAAGAAAUUCGCAGUUUAAGACUUUAUGCCUAGAAAAUUAUCCUCAAGAUUAUAAUUUUAGCCUACUUGUUACAGUUGGUUGGCUUGGGUUUUUAGGUUUUUUUGCUGCUCUUCUAAGAAAAACAAUAGAACAAUACAUGCCAUGGUACAUAAUUAUAGCAGCUAUAAGCUUAGAUGGAACCACUACGUUAAUGUUGAUCACACUUCUUGGAAUUAUUUACGG
Messenger RNA from Dentiscutata erythropus, 686 nucleotides. The record is from the annotation of a GenBank genome assembly. NCBI's taxonomy places the organism in Eukaryota, Fungi, Glomeromycota, Glomeromycetes, Diversisporales, Gigasporaceae.